Messenger RNA from Elephantulus edwardii (Cape elephant shrew), 351 nucleotides. It is a transcript of the gene POLR3K, whose product is annotated as polymerase (RNA) III (DNA directed) polypeptide K, 12.3 kDa. The transcript is spliced from 3 exons. The record is from RefSeq and is a predicted model, not a curated record. Bases 4 to 330 code for a protein of 108 amino acids. NCBI's taxonomy places the organism in Eukaryota, Metazoa, Chordata, Mammalia, Macroscelidea, Macroscelididae. Gene Ontology annotation, cellular component: RNA polymerase III complex. Gene Ontology annotation, biological process: DNA-templated transcription; termination of RNA polymerase III transcription. Gene Ontology annotation, molecular function: nucleic acid binding; zinc ion binding; DNA-directed RNA polymerase activity.
ACGAUGUUGCUCUUCUGCCCAGGCUGCGGGAAUGGGCUCAUCGUGGAGGAGGGGCAGCGCUGCCACCGCUUCGCCUGCAACACCUGCCCCUACGUGCACAACAUCACCCGUAAGGUGACAAAUCGGAAGUAUCCCAAGCUGAAAGAAGUGGAUGAUGUGUUGGGAGGAGCAGCUGCCUGGGAGAAUGUUGACUCCACUGCAGAGUCAUGUCCCAAAUGUGAACAUCCCCGUGCCUACUUCAUGCAACUUCAGACCCGCUCAGCUGACGAGCCGAUGACCACCUUCUACAAGUGCUGCAAUGCCCAGUGUGGGCACCGCUGGAGGGACUGAGAGCUAGGCCGGCCGAGCAGC